UUUACGACUCUGUCGGUAACGAUUACGACAAUCUUCGUGCUCGGUGCUCAGGUCCUUCAAACGAACAUGGAUUUGACUUGUCAGAAUGCUAGCUUAACUAUUGAGUAUUUACUUGGUCAAUUGAAUACAGCCAGACAAGAGAUUAAUAAUUUAAGACAACAAGUGAAAGGUCUACGGUAUAUACUAGACAAAGAUGUUAAUAACAUUAAACGCUUUUUGGAAUUACAAAAAGAUGGAGAAGCCUUUUCACACUCCAAGCUAAUAGCUUCAUCUUUAGAAGAGGCAAAGCCUGGCACAAGCAAAGAUCAAGAUAUACUCAAAUUAAAACCUAUUGGUGUCAUUUCUACUUGGUUUCCGAACAAGAGAGCAACCCCACGACAACCUGGAAUAUGUGGGAAGGUGCCAGGAAAAUUAACACUUUAUAAUUCUGUAUUUACAAAUCCAGAUCAUGCAUUGCAAGGCUUGCAGGAUUUUUCACAUAUGUGGAUUUUAUUCCAUUUUCAUAGAAAUGAUUCAACGCAUACUCGUGCAAAAGUAGCACCACCACGAUUGAAUGGGAUAAAAACAGGUGUAUUUUCUACGCGUUCUCCACAUCGGCCAUGUCCUAUUGGUCUAAGUUUAGUUAAGAUUUUAAAAAUUGAGAAUUAUACAAUUUAUUUUGAAGGUGUUGACAUGGUUAAUCAGACGCCUGUUCUAGAUAUAAAACCAUAUAUACCACAAUAUGAUAGUCCAUUACAUAUUGAGAAAUUAAGUAAUAGACCAAGAGAGAGUAAUACUCAGAAUGUCUCAGACAUGUUUCACAAUAUGGGAGAAACCAUUUGCUUAAAUGAGGACCAAUCAACUAAUCAUUUUAGUGAUGAUACAAACACUAACAAUGCUGUUAGCGAACAAGCUGAAUUUGAUAUUUCCAAAGAUGAAGAAAUAGCUUUGAGACUUCAGGUAGAAGAAUUUCAAGCAACUUCAAAUCUUAAUGGCUAUGAUAUUACAAGACAAUCUUCUCAGUUGAUGGAAGCUUAUGCUAAUAAUGCUACUUCAUUACAAACUGAUAUUGCAGAUAUUAUGAAUACAGAAACAUACCAAAUAGAUAGGGCACCUGAUAUGAGAUCAGAUUUAGAUUCUAUUGAACACAACACUGCAAUAUUAAUAGCCGAAUCACAGGCUGCUUCUAUUAGAGAUUUGAAUAGCAGAUUACAUGAUGUAGAUAUAAAUAAUAUUAGCAAUACAGAUUCAACAUAUAUAGAGAGAGAUAAUGAUAAUGCAAUAGAUUAUACCGAGAAUCAGUCUUUACGCAACUCUAGACUAUUGGAUGGAGCAGAUGGUCCAAGUACAGUUUGUGGUACAGAUAUAGAUUUAGUUAAUCAUCAUAUGUUGCAUGCAAGAGUCGAUAAUUCUCCUGUAAGAAUGGGAAUACGUGAGGCACCUGAUGGAGAGGAAGGAUUUGAAUCUCAGAGUUUGACACCAUCGCGAACUUUACCAGAUAUUCACGCAGCAACAACCGUAUCAUCUACGCCAAUGAAUACGGCAAUGGAAGAUAACUUUUCUGAGAUAAGAGUACCAAACUGGAUUUCGCAGCCUCGUACAACGACAUUGUCAGUAAUUUUCAAUGAACGUGCUUUGAUACAAUUAAACGAGAUUUCAGACGAUAAAGUUGAUGAACAAAAACAAGCUAUAGAAAAUGUAUUAAGAGAAGAUCCUAGAUCGGUGUAUCUAAGGCAAAGGUGGGGUAGCCAAUUUUACACUUUUUUAAUAUAUGAUCUGCACAUCACAUGUAGAUUUGACGAUAGUAGAGGUAUUGUUACUGUAUUCCAAGUGCGACACGCGGGUCGUACUUGCGAUUGCGGCGAGCCUGAAUGGCAAUGCUUAGGACAUUCUCCUUUAUCUUAAUAUAUUAUACAGCGAAAUAAAGCAAAUAUUCUAGUAAACAGGGAAAAAAGAAGAGCAAAAUACUAUUUCUGUAUAGUAAUUUAGCAUAAAGAAUUUAAGUAAACUUUCAUUUCCCAGAAAUCUUUCUCGUAAAAUAAUGUUUGCUUU
This is a messenger RNA of Cataglyphis hispanica, 2031 nucleotides long. RefSeq names its product tRNA (adenine(37)-N6)-methyltransferase-like. The transcript has 3 exons. The record is from RefSeq and is a predicted model, not a curated record. Lineage: Eukaryota; Metazoa; Arthropoda; Insecta; Hymenoptera; Formicidae. Bases 67 to 1884 code for a protein of 605 amino acids.